CGUAUUUCUGUCAGACAGUAACAACUGAUAAGAUUACAGGCUAAUAAUGUUGUUUUAUAUGCACAUUUUACGGUUUGUGAGGAUGUUAAUAAAAUCGUCAUUAUGAGCUGUAGAAAAAAUAAUAUGUAUUUUACUUACUUUUUAGACUUAAUACUAAAAUUAUUUUCGAUUUAACUUAUUUCUAACACACACUACUUGACUGGAAACUAUUAUCGCGUUAAAUUAUUAAUUUAUUUAUUGUGUGGUCAGGUGCUUUUCCCCUGAAGAGUUGCGCUAAAGCUCGUGUCAUGUUACUUUAUCAGUUAUAGAAGAAACCAGCUUAUGGGUAAAUAUAUUUUUGUGCAGGCUAAUUUCAUUCUGCUUUCAACCUUCAGAGCAACGCAAAAGUCUGUAAGUAAAAGUAUUUAACCCAUCCCUGUUAAUUGGAUCCUUUUAAAUUCCGCUAAGCUGCUCUUAAGUCUUUUCUGUUGCACGGGAAGAGAUAAACACCACCGCUAUGUUAAAUGAUACAGAAUAUAAAAAUGAUUCAGCGAUUUCUGAUGAGAAGAAAGAGAUUGAAGAGUCUGCGCUUAAAGGCACAGUAAAGAUAAAGAAGACUGUCAUAACAGAAGAGUAUAAGCUCACUGGACAACUGCUCGGGUUGGGCAUCAACGGCAAGGUCUGGGCGAUUUUACAGAAGAGAAGUGGCGAGAAAUAUGCCUUAAAGAUGCUGCAUGAGACGUCUAAAGCCAGACGAGAAGUAGAGCUUCACUGCAGAGCAUCAGCCUGUCCACGUAUUGUACAAAUUGCAGAUGUCUUUGACAACUUUUACCAAGGGAAAAAGUGUUUACUUCUCAUCAUGGAAUGUUUGGAGGGAGGAGAACUCUUUCGUCGAAUACAGGAACAUGGUGAUGAAGGUUUUACUGAAAGAGAAGCCUCUGAAAUCAUGAGAAAUAUUGGAGAAGCUGUUGAGUUUCUGCAUGGUAUUAACAUUGCACACAGAGACCUCAAGCCAGAGAAUUUGCUGUAUACAUCAAAGACGCCAGAUGCCCAGCUCAAGCUUACAGACUUUGGAUUUGCUAAAGAAACCACAACUAACAAAUGCUUGACCACCCCAUGCUACACACCUUACUAUGUGGCCCCAGAGGUGCUUGGUCCAGAGAAAUAUGAUAAGUCAUGUGAUAUGUGGUCAUUAGGAGUCAUCAUGUAUCUGCUAUUGUGUGGAUAUCCGCCUUUCUACUCAAACCACGGCUUGCCGAUCUCCCCAGGAAUGAGGAAUCGGAUUCGGAACGGCCAGUACAAAUUUUCUGGGCCUGAAUGGUCAGCCGUGUCUGAGGAAGCAAAGCAGCUUAUUCGCCAGUUAUUGAAAACUGAUCCAACAGAGAGAAUGACCAUCAGAGAGUUUAUGAAUCAUUCUUGGAUCAAUAAUUCAAUGAAUGUCCCACAGACACCUCUACACACAAGCCAAGUACUUAAAGAAGAGAGUCAUGUCUGGGACCAGAUCAAGGAGGAGAUGACUAAUGCAUUGGCAACCAUAAGGGUGGACUAUGAACAAAUUAAGAUCAAAGCGAUCAAAGACUCAUCCAAUCCUCUUCUGUUAAAGAGAAGAAAGAGAAUGACAACGGCAACAAACAAAGCAGAAGAACAGUGACAAACAUAUACAUGACUGACCAUUAAAUGCCAUUUUAAACAAUCUUAAAAAAAUCUUAAAGGUGCAGUGUGUACAUUUUUAGCGCCAUCUAGUGGUGAGGUUGCGAAUUGCAACCAACGGCUUAGUCCACUGCUCACCCCUCGCUUUUGAAACACAUAGAGAAGCUACAGUAGCCAUCACCAGACAAACAUGUCAUCGUCAGAGACAACUUAGUAAAAAAAAUUGUCCGUUAAGGGCUUCUGUAGAAAAAUGGCGGCACAAAAUGGCGACUUCCAUGUAAGGGGACCCUCUGUGUAUGUAGAUAAAAAGGUCUCAUUCUAAGGUUAUAAACACAUAACGGUUCAUUAUAAAAGGUCUUUAUACACCCCUUAUCAUAUAGUUUUAUAUAUUAUUUUGCAUUUCUGUCAAGAGAUCCUUCUAAAAAUUACACACUGCACCUUUAAAGAUCACCUUUUUUGUUUAAUAUAUGAAAACGUUUAGCCUUUUCAUGUAUGUUAUUGUUUGCUGUUUAUCCUCCAAGGUCUGCACCAAAGUUGGUUAUACAGCACCCUGUCGAAAUCUUCUGUAAAGAGUGAAGAGAUGUUACCUCAGGAAACAUUUAAGUCUUUCAUUACUUUUAAAUGCAUAUUUAGUCUAAUCUAGGUAAUGAAUUGAAUAAACUGUGCACUUAAUGACUGGCCAUGAUUUUAAUUGAUAAUAUUUAUUUGUUGGGAUGUUGCAGGAAUUACAUUUUUUUACAGGGCCAAUAUUAUGCCCAUUUUACAAGAUGUAACUUAAGGUGUGCUUAUAAUGUGUCUGUGAAGUUUCCGCUCAAAAUACCCCACAGAUCACUUGUUACAUCAUGUAUAUAAAGGCCCUAUUUGGGCAGGAGUAAAAAAGCGCUGUUUUAUGUCUGUACCUUUAAA
This is a messenger RNA of Misgurnus anguillicaudatus (oriental weatherfish), 2535 nucleotides long. RefSeq names its product MAPK activated protein kinase 2b (gene mapkapk2b). Gene Ontology annotation, molecular function: ATP binding; protein kinase activity. Lineage: Eukaryota; Metazoa; Chordata; Actinopteri; Cypriniformes; Cobitidae. The record is from RefSeq and is a predicted model, not a curated record. Gene Ontology annotation, biological process: protein phosphorylation.